AUGUCAUCACCCAAGCAGAAAACCGCGACUGUCGUUCCUCCUGCAGCUGAAGGAGGAGUUGUCCCCCAGUCAAGCACAACAACCCCAACUACGACUGCGAAUGCUACCCGCAACACCAGCAACGCCAGUUCUAACGAGAAGGAUAAGGCUGCUUCUAGUGAGGCUUCAACAGCAGCGAGCACAAACACAAGCACACAACCAGCUCCGACACCGACACCAUCGCCACUACCAUCAUCGUCCUUUUCAAGCACCAAAAAGCCGAGCUCUAAGGAGGCUGACCAGUAUCCCCAUCAUGUCAUCUUUGUCAUCCAUGGGAUGGGUCGGCAACUGGAAGAAUUCGGAAAUUAUGAACGCAACGUGGGAUACUUGGUCGAGAACACAAAGACGGUGCUGCAGAGCCAGUUCCAUGACCUCAAGACAGAUGUCCACAUCAUCCCCAUCGAGUGGCACGCCAAACUUCAUAACAUGGUCGAUCAACGCAUGUCCCUCACCUCCCUCAGAACCGUUCCCAAAGGUAUCGAUCGAUUUGACACGAACGCAUUGCGAUUGGUCAUGAACGACUACUUUGCCGAUAUCCUCUACUAUUUCAAUAACUAUUACGGCGCUGAGAUUGUGCGGAUGAUUGUGGAAGAGUUGAACGAGGCGUACUCGACAUUUAUUGCCAAGCAUCCAGAUUUCAAUGGCAAGAUCGCAGUCUAUGCGUUGUCUCUUGGAGGAGUCGCCAUCUUUGAUAUCUUGACAUGCAUGGAUGAUGAUGACCCUGAGGAUCCUAAUGACGCAACUACUGCAACCACAACUGAGGCAGCGACAGCAAAGGAUGCGACACCUAGUGCAGAUAAUGCGAGUGAGGAUGCCAAGCAGGCGGAGCCGGCGACCAAAGCAACAAAGAGUACAGAGAGCCCUGCAAGAAAACGGAUCAGGAAGCAGGAUCAGCCAAAGUACCGGUCUGUUAUUCCCAAACUCAAGUUCAGACCGGACUUUCUCUUCACCGUCGGCUCUCCCGUCGGCGCGGUGAUGGUGAUGCGGAACUUGGAUUGGGAAACAUUCCACCCACCAGAGGACAUCAUCCACCACAACCUCUUCCACCCCUUCGACCCGCUUGCCUACAGAAUCGAGCCCCUCAUCGACCCCAUCUUUGCAGCCAUCCCGGCCGUGACGCUCAUAUCUACAGGCAACUCACAACUGUUUCCAAUCUCGUUGCCGUCGUUAGCUUCGUUGCCAGGGAUGAUUCCGGGUACGAUAUCGUCGUUUCUGGAAAAUAGGGUGCCGAAUUUGCCGAUCCCUUCUAUCCCAACGGCCGUGCAGUCAACGCUUUCGCAGAUGACACAGUCGCUCAAAGCGGGGCGGUGGCUUGUUGGAGGCGGAGGUGGGAUGGAGAGGGGGAGUGGGGCUGGUACGCCGACCGGAGCAGGCAUAAGACAGGGGAUCACAACAGAUACAGGAUCAGUCGCGAACGACAGUGGUAACGAAAGUCCUGGCGAGGAUGCGGCGCCUGCAAAGGGCCAGAAGAGAACAAGCCUACUCUCUCAUAGGACGGAUGCAGGUGUAUCAGUAACAGAAGCCAUUGCGGCUGCGACGGCUGCGACUUAUCUAGACCAUCGGGAUCGUGGACCUUCAUCAUUGACUCCCAAUCCGACCCCUGGUGCUGUAGGAUUGUCAACUUUGAUUGAUGGCGGAAUCAGUACCACAACAGGGUCGCCGAGUGUGGUUAUGAGUCCUGUAAGGAGACCGAGUCUCGGGCCACGGAGGAUCAGUAGCCGAGUCGAGGGUGAGACUGUUGAAGAGAAGGGAGCGACAGAAUCCUUCCGCAAAGCUUUACCAACUCCAGGAGAGGCAGAUGAACAACUUCCAUCAACGAGUCAGGCAUCAGCACCAGGAUCCGGAUUUGAUGAAGUACCACCUCCACUGCACAUGGAAUACUACCUGGGCAUGGAGGAGGGACCUUCGACUACGGAGAAGGAGCAAGGGGAGGGUGCGAAAUCGAGGGUUGUACAGGAAGAGAUGGUGCGCUCAGUCCUAUCGUCGCCUAUCCGGGACACACACGCCAAUCAAGAACAUUUCUCGAGUCUAGACGCCAUUACCAUGGCAAAUGCAGGAGCAAAGGAAGCCGAGAAGAAAGGUCUGGACGACAUCCAUGCUGCACAUGAGGCUGCCGAGGCUGCAAAGCUGGAUGGUGGAAUUAAAAGCAAGAAGGCGACUAUUGUAGAUGACACUGAAGGAUCCGAUCACAAGGACAAGGGCAAGGACAGCAACGACAAGAAGAAACAAAAUGAGAGCGAGCCUGUCGUCAAGGUGGAUGAUAUUGGAACUGGACGUGGUCCUCUCCAUGUUGGUGGACGAGAGACCAAGGUCCCUUAUCGGAUUGACCAUGUCCUUCAGGAGACGCGUGUGGACCAGUACACCAAUGAAUACCUCCUUGGCAUGCGCAGUCAUUUCCGCUACUGGGGCAACCGGGAUAUCGCAUACCACAUAUUGAAAACCAUUCUUCAGCAGGAGGGUAGUUUGGAAGGCGAGGUCUUGAACCUAAAACCUGAAAUGCCACGACCCGUCUCGGCCCCCAAGAACGCCAAAGAGGUCGCAGAAGCCAAAGCCAAAGCCAACGCCGCAUCCUAUCACGCCGACCAACAGCAACAGCAGCAAGAUCGAAAGUCGUUCUCGUUUUCGUCGCUCAACCCGUUUUCUGGGUUGGACCAGAGUGACGGUGAGGAUUCUACUCUUGGCGGUAGCGCGUAUUCACGCGGAGCAGGAGAUGGUAGAAGCGGGUACUACAUGAGUGGCAGUCGGGAUGGCGGUGGACGGUAUGGCGAUGAGGAAGAGUUGUAUGGGUACCGGUACUCAGAUCUGGAUUUGAGCAGCGCGGGGAAUGUUGGGUUCAAUAACAACACCUUGUUUCAGAACUCGCCCUUUUCCAAGAGCGCUGGCAGCUUUCCUAGUAUUGGUGGCGGCAGUGGCAGAGGAGGAGCGGUGGAACGUCGUCGACUUUUGGCGUUGGUCAAGGUCUUAGUCACGCGCAUCCCCAACACCAACACCAACACCAACACAACCAACACCAACAACAACGGCAGCAAGGAGAAGGUUCGCCGCCAUCGGUGUCGGAGGAGGACAUAUUUGUGCCGAACCUGA
Messenger RNA from Linnemannia hyalina, 3123 nucleotides. Lineage: Eukaryota; Fungi; Mortierellomycota; Mortierellomycetes; Mortierellales; Mortierellaceae. The record is from the annotation of a GenBank genome assembly.